Molecule: messenger RNA, 381 nt
Organism: Oikopleura dioica
Lineage: Eukaryota; Metazoa; Chordata; Appendicularia; Copelata; Oikopleuridae
Source: the annotation of a GenBank genome assembly
AUGUCGAAUGAAGAGGGAAAAGAAAUCGACUACUUUUAUAACACAAAAGAUGAAAGAGAGCACACGCUAGCUGAACUUCGAUCAGAAAUGAUGAUGCUACGAGCGAUGGUUGCAGAUCUUAGCAAAAAAUUCGAGGAUGAGAGGCAAUAUCGACUUCGAAGUGAUUUUGAGAAUGAGCAGAAAGCUGUAUUUGCUCGGCAGCAACUUGAAAAGGAGUUUAAUACGAAAAUGACGAUUCGAGAAGAUGACUUGAAAUUUCAGCACCAAUCUGUGGAGAAUUCUUUGCGAGAGGAGAUACAAGAACUCAAAAUUGAACUGAAGAAAACGCAAGAAUCCGAUGAAAAGCAGCUUCAAGAACUGAAAAACAACUGGAUGAUCUAA